Symbiodinium pilosum is the source of this 328-nucleotide messenger RNA. Lineage: Eukaryota; Dinophyceae; Suessiales; Symbiodiniaceae. The record is from the annotation of a GenBank genome assembly.
AUGCCAUCGCCAAGCGGCAGCGCCUCGGCGCGCUCGCUGACGAGCUCGGUGAGAAGCCAAACCGAGGAUGAACCUUUGGUGCGGCCAUCGACGACUCAAGGUCUCCAUGAUGCGCCACACCAUGUGCGAAUACCAUUCUCUGUGAAGCUUGUAGCGGUCUUCGCGACAUUUCUGGGUGUCGGCUUUGUUUUUGGAGGACGGCUGGGCUGGCUGAGGGAUCGUUCCAUCGCCCCAGCGGAGCGUGUGGCUCCGAAGGAAGUGGUAUCCGAGGCUGAAGUUGAUAGCGCGCACAUUGUCCCAGGGUACACGGAGUUCGCGCACGUGAACU